CUUUUCCAUCGUCAAAGCUUCCCCCAAAUUUGACCCGAGGAGAAACACCAGCCUCCAACACUAUUGAUUCUUAUUUUGAACCUGGUGGCUGGUGUUGCUGGGAAACCAACGAAUUAAAAUUGAAAAGAGAAAAAGGAAAUUGAUUUAUUUUUUAAUUUCCUUUUUACGAGCGUAAUCACAUAUCUACACUAGCUGAACAAAGAAGAGAACGCAAAGCUCUGAUCUUCUCCUUUUUCAAGGCAGCCCUAUGGCGGAGAAGCAGCUGGUCGUGGCCGUUGAAAGUUCUGCGGCCAUGGGCCCCUUCUGGCAGACCAUCUUUUCUGAUUACCUUGAAAAGAUCAUCAGGUCCUUUUGUGGUGGUGACUUGACUGGGCAGAAACCUUCACCUUCUAAUGUGGAGCUCUCACUGGUCACAUUUAAUUCUCAUGGAUCUUAUUCUGCUUGCUUAGUGCAACGGACUGGCUGGACAAGAGAUGUUGACAUCUUUUUACAAUGGUUAGCGGCCAUUCCUUUUGCUGGAGGUGGCUUCAAUGACGCUGCAAUUGCAGAAGGUCUUUCUGAAGCUUUAAUGAUGUUCCCUUAUGCUCCAAAUGGAAGCCAAUCUCAACAAAAUAUAGAUGGACAAAGGCAUUGUGUUCUUAUUGCAGCAAGUAACCCUUAUCCCUUGCCAACGCCAGUCUAUCGACCACAAAUACAAAAUUUGGAGCAGAGUGAAAAUAUUGAUCAACAAACAGAAAGUCGCUUAUCUGACUCAGAGACAGUUGCGAAAUCAUUUCCUCAAUGCUCUGUUUCUCUGUCUGUCAUUUGUCCAAAACAGCUAUCAAAAAUUAGAGCAAUCUACAAUGCGGGAAAACGCAACAUCCGAGCAGCAGAUCCAAUAGUUGACAAUGUUAAAAAUCCUCAUUUUCUUGUUCUAAUCUCUGAGAACUUCAUGGAGGCGCGUGCUUCUUUAAGUCGUCCUGGAGUUGCAAAUCUACCUUCUAAUCAGAGUCCUGUAAAAGUGGACGUCGCUUCAGUUACUUCUGCUGCAGCUCCAGCUCCACCUUCAAUACCAUCAGUGAAUGGAUCUAUCUUGAACCGGCCACCAAUUUCAGUUGCAAAUGUUCCCACUGCAACUGUAAAAGUUGAACCAACCACUGUAACUUCCAUUGCACCUGGACCUGCUUUUUCACAUAUUCCAUCUGCGCGUCCCACUUCUCAAGCAGUUCCAAGUUUGCAGACAUCUUCACCGCCUACAAGUACUCAAGAAAUGAUUGCAAGUGGUGAAAAUGUGCCAGACUUAAAACCAAGUGUCAGUGGGAUGCCACAGUCUGUACGUCCUGUGCCUCCUGGUGCAGCGAAUGUUAGCAUACUGAAUAAUCUCUCUCAAGCACGCCAAGUGAUGAACUCUGCUGCUUUAACUGGAGGAACUACGAUCGGCCUUCAAUCAAUGAAUCAGACUCCUGUUGCCAUGCAUAUGUCAAAUAUGAUAUCCAGUGGCAUGGCUUCUUCUGUGCCUCCUGCUCAAAAUGUUUUUUCAUCUGGACAACCUGGUAUUAGUUCAAUAACAGGAUCAGGAACAACUCAAAUUGCAUCAAACUCUGGUCUUGGUUCAUUCACUUCUGCAACUUCUAACAUAUCUGGGAACUCAAAUCUUGGAAUUUCACAACCCAUGGGUAACCUUCAAGGAGCUGUUAGCAUUGGUCCAUCGGUACCAGGCAUGAGCCAAGGAAAUCUUUCAGGAGCACAAAUGGUGCAAAGUGGAAUUAGCAUGAAUCAGAAUAUGAUGAGUGGUCUUGGUCCGUCGGGUGUCUCUUCUGGAAGCAGCACGAUGAUUCCAACUCCAGGAAUGCCUCAACAAGCACAAAGUGGGAUGCAGACUGUUGGUGUGAAUAACAACUCAGCAGCUAAUAUGCCAUUGCCACAGCAGACAACAAGUGCUUUGCAAUCAGCACAAUCCAAAUAUGUCAAAGUCUGGGAGGGAAAUUUGUCUGGGCAGCGUCAAGGACAGCCUGUCUUUAUCACCAGAUUGGAAGGUUAUAGGAGUGCUGUGGCUCCUGAGGACCUUGCUUCAAACUGGCCACCAACAAUGCAAAUAGUUCGGCUGAUAUCUCAGGACCACAUGAAUAACAAGCAGUAUGUUGGAAAGGCUGAUUUUCUAGUAUUUCGGGCAAUGAAUCAGCAUGGGUUUCUUGGACAACUGCAAGAAAAGAAGCUUUGUGCAGUCAUCCAAUUGCCAUCACAGACAUUACUGCUUUCUGUUUCAGACAAAGCCUUCCGCUUGAUAGGGAUGCUCUUUCCUGGGGAUAUGGUUGUGUUUAAGCCUCAAAUAUCCAGUCAGCAGCAACAAAUGCAGCAGCAGCAUCACCAGCAGAUGCCACCACAGCAGCAUCCACAGCUACAGCAGCAACAGCUUCCACAGCUGCAACAGCAACAACAAGUUCCACAGCUACAGCAGCAACAGCAACUUCCACAGCUGCAACAUCAGCAACAGCAUCCCCAGUUGCAGCAACAGCAACAACUCUCACAGCUUCAACAACAACAACAACAACAACAGCUUCAACAGCAGCAGCAGCAGCUUCCACAGUUGCAGCAGCAGCUUCAGCCGUUGCAGCCGCAGCAGCAGCUUCAGCCGUUGCAGCAGCAGCAGCAGCUUCCGCAGUUGCAGCAGCAACUUCCACAGCAGCAACAAUUGGUUGGGACGGGAAUGGGUCAGGCAUACGUUCAAGGUCCAGGACGGUCACAAUUAGUUUCUCAGGGACAAGUUUCAUCACAAGGGCCAACAAACAUGCCUGGAGGUGGCUUUAUGAGUUAAAAAGAAAAUCAAUAAAUUGGGAGCAGAAUACAUCAGUGUAUUUUAAAAAAAAAAAAAAACCACCUGAGCAAUUUUAUUGCCUGUUGGAUCUAGACUAGUAAUUUUAUCAACAGGGUUUAAAAUCAAUUUAUGGUUGCAUGUAAAAUAAUGAUAUUAUCGAAUCAGGCCUUCCUCUCUAUUUAUAAGCAAACACCUUGUGCA
Molecule: messenger RNA, 2995 nt
Organism: Hevea brasiliensis (rubber tree)
Lineage: Eukaryota; Viridiplantae; Streptophyta; Magnoliopsida; Malpighiales; Euphorbiaceae
Product: mediator of RNA polymerase II transcription subunit 25
Exons: 15
Coding region: 248-2794 (848 amino acids)
Biological process (GO): positive regulation of transcription by RNA polymerase II
Cellular component (GO): mediator complex; transcription regulator complex
Source: RefSeq, a predicted model, not a curated record